Angiostrongylus costaricensis is the source of this 1473-nucleotide messenger RNA. The record is from the annotation of a GenBank genome assembly. NCBI's taxonomy places the organism in Eukaryota, Metazoa, Nematoda, Chromadorea, Rhabditida, Metastrongylidae.
GAUCUGUUCAUUGAGAUGGCUGACCCUCCGGUAGAAAUAAACGUUGACGUAGAAGUUCCGUUGCAAAAUCAGCAACAAAAUCGAAACGGAAAUGGAAGAGCUCAAGCACAGUCUCUGUUUUCGUUCCAGAACAACACUUUUGGAGUCGUUCGUGAUCGACUGUUUCAUGCGAUGCUUGUUAAAGUUGCUCUGAGUUACAGCUCUCAUGUUAGCACGUUUUGGCGACGAGUUAUUGAAUUCGUUUCGCUGUUGAUAGCAGUUUGCUUACUGUUCACGUUGCUGUUCGUUCACUUGAUGUUCACCCGCUCGUCAACGACUUGUCUUGAUCAUCUUCGUGACUCGUGGCCCAGAGACGGUAAAUUUCAUUACCACGUACAUUAUUUCUGUAAACGAAACGAAAUGACUUGCUACUUUAAUCCCGUGGAUGUAUUAUUGUACGGUCCCCGAGCUAUUCCAGCUGAAGUGCGAGCGGGAAAGACUACAACACUUAGCAAAGCCAUCGCAAAGGUAUUCUUGAAGUUUUUUCCUUGUAAAAAAAAGAGGGUAAAGCUCUCGGCCAAUUCUGUGGAGAAUGUUUUGGAUGAUUCAGAACCUGAAGAUGCCUUUCGAUACGAAUAUCGGGUGGAAUACUCCCUGUUGUACGGAAUUUUGCGUCUUCCUGUUUCCUUCCGCAAUAAGCAUAACAUCAGUACUCUAUGGACAAGAGUUGACGCCGAUUCUGAAUGUUUCGGUGACGCCUUCUCUCGUCGUGUUAUGCGCGCUGUGCUCGGAUACGAAGACGUCGUGAUGGCUAGCCUACGCGCUUUGGCUCAUAAUUUAUCCGAAGAUGGGCUUGGCUACCUUCACGACUUGUCCACCAACGAACAUUAUCACUUCGUGUCGUUCAUAAUGUCCAAAAGUAGUUACAUUACAGCAGCUAUUGUAAUGUUGAUAUUUACUUUCGCCAUUUCGAUGCUGCUUCGGUUCUCACAUCACCAAAUUUUCCUGUUCAUUGUGGAUUUACUGCAUAUGUUUGAACUGAAUCAACCACUCGUUUUUCCCGCAGCACCUCUCUUUACUGUAAUAUUGGCUUUAGUUGGAAUGGAGACUAUAAUGUCUGAGGUGUUCGCCGACACAACGACAGCUUUCUAUGUAAUACUGAUUGUUUGGAUAGCGGAUCAAUACGAUGCUAUUUGUUGCCACUCGCACGUUAGUAAGCGUUACUGGUUAAGGUUCUUCUACUUAUAUCAGUUCUUUUUCUAUGCAUACCAAUAUCGCUUUGGCGGACAGUACGGUGGAAUGGCUCUUCUCACAUCAACGGCGUUUAUAUUCCAUUCUAUGGUGUUUUUUUUUCAUCAUUAUGAAAUGCCUUUAAUUUUGUAUCAAGAUCGCCUGCAGCGUAUUCUUACUGAGAUUGAUACUGCGCCGGUAAGGUUUUGUCGACAUAUUUCUUGUGCUUAUACCUGCGUUAUUUUCAUCCAGGAGUGCUAUUAA